UGUGAACGUCGAGAAAUAAGCGGAAAUAAUGCAAGUUUGAAAUAAACACGGAGAAAUAUUUAACGAUUAAAAAUAUACACGGAAAUUGUGUUAAGUAGUUACAUAUAAUGGCUAGAUUCGAAACGCAACUGUGCCGGGAGUCUCCUACCUGUUAUAACAGUGAAAAUAUAUAUUUCAACGAUCUGCGUCUUAAUGAUGUUUCUAUUAUUGAACAACAAUGGAGUGCGUCAUAUUGUUCUGAUUCAAGUAACAAUCCAAGCUGUUAUAUAACUAAUGCAUGUCCGGGAACUAAUUUAUCUUCGAAUUCAUUCUACCGAUCACCACAAUAUUGUUCUGGUUCAUCGCCAAAAUUUGAUGAUACGGAAAAAGACUUUCAUGAGAUUUUACUCACACCCACUUCAACAAAAACAGUCGGUGUGCCUGCCGUGCGUAUAAUUAAGAAAAGAAAUACGGCCAACAAAAAAGAACGAAGAAGAACACAAAGUAUCAACAAUGCUUUUACAUGUUUACGAGAAAAAAUUCCUAAUGUACCAUCAGAUACAAAAUUAUCCAAGAUAAAAACGUUGAAAUUGGCUAUAUUGUAUAUUAAAUAUCUCGUUGAAGUAUUGGAUGGAGAUCAAGAUCCAAAGGCCGGAUUUAGCGCAGAUUUAAGGCCACUACACAGAAAAAGUUCCAGUGAUAGAAGAUCAUAUUUAAAGCACGAUUUGAAGGUUAGUUGGAAUAGUUGA
Molecule: messenger RNA, 728 nt
Organism: Rhagoletis pomonella (apple maggot)
Lineage: Eukaryota; Metazoa; Arthropoda; Insecta; Diptera; Tephritidae
Gene: Hand
Product: heart- and neural crest derivatives-expressed protein 2
Exons: 4
Coding region: 108-728 (206 amino acids)
Biological process (GO): developmental process; regulation of transcription by RNA polymerase II
Molecular function (GO): DNA-binding transcription factor activity, RNA polymerase II-specific; RNA polymerase II transcription regulatory region sequence-specific DNA binding; protein dimerization activity
Source: RefSeq, a predicted model, not a curated record